AUGGGUGUUAUGUUUAGUAGUCCCAAUAAUUUAUGUUGUUGUGGGUUUGCAUGGGGUUCUUCAUCCAGCGAUCCAGAUGAAGAAGCAUUGUUAAGAAACCAACCAUAUGGGUACGGUACGACAAGUAAUGGUGCCAAUGGGCCGUAUGAUGCGGUUCAAGAACAAUUAAAAGAGCAUGAAAGACGGCUACAAGCUAGAGACCAGGAACUGCGUGGAAUUGUAGCUAGUACCAAUGACAAGUUAAUAGAUAUAUCUAUGAUUAGUAAUAGCGGGAUAGUGGUCCAAAAGAGUGAUCUAUAUACAGAAGAUAUGGAUGAAGAAGAGAAUGACGAUGAUAAUAGUGAUGAUGAUAAUGAAGAAGAUGACAAUGACAAUGACAAUGACAGCAACAACGGUGGUGAUGACCCAAAUACUACAAAUCUAAUCGUACAAGAACACCAAGGGGUAGGAUCCGAUACUGCUGAUAAUUCAAGUAAUAACAAUUGUAAUAGUAAAUUAGAGGUUAGUACAGAAAGUGAUACAGUGCCAAAUUUUACCAUUUUGACUGAAGAAGAAGUGACGCCAGAGAUGAAACAAACUUUAACAGAGAUCCAUGAGAUCAUAAUGGACCGAAUAAUAAAACAAAUCGCAAUAGAAGCGCCUCAGGACCUAAUAGUCGCCUUUUGA
Molecule: messenger RNA, 666 nt
Organism: Arxiozyma heterogenica
Lineage: Eukaryota; Fungi; Ascomycota; Saccharomycetes; Saccharomycetales; Saccharomycetaceae
Gene: MEH1
Product: Meh1p
Exons: 1
Coding region: 1-666 (221 amino acids)
Biological process (GO): cholesterol homeostasis; cellular response to amino acid stimulus; endosomal transport
Cellular component (GO): Ragulator complex; late endosome membrane; membrane raft
Source: RefSeq, a predicted model, not a curated record